Molecule: messenger RNA, 3254 nt
Organism: Choloepus didactylus (southern two-toed sloth)
Lineage: Eukaryota; Metazoa; Chordata; Mammalia; Pilosa; Megalonychidae
Gene: ZNF703
Product: zinc finger protein 703
Exons: 2
Coding region: 128-1885 (585 amino acids)
Biological process (GO): negative regulation of DNA-templated transcription
Cellular component (GO): nucleus
Source: RefSeq, a predicted model, not a curated record
GCGGCGGCGCGGAGGCGGGGAGCAGGCGUGGCGGAGGCGGCACGGCGCUUGGCGCUGAGGAGCGAGCCCACCCGCCCCGGGAGCUCGCCGGCCCGGCGCGCCCCCCCAGCCGCGCCGCCCCCUCCAAAUGAGCGAUUCGCCCCCUGGAUCUAACCCAAGGACACCCGAGAGCAGCGGCAGCGGCAGCGGCAGCGGCGGCGGCGGGAAGAGGCCGGCGGUGUCCCUCCUACCCCCGGCGGACCCCCUGCGCCAGGCGAACCGGCUCCCGAUCAGGGUCCUGAAGAUGCUGAGCGCGCACACCGGCCACCUCCUGCAUCCGGAGUAUUUGCAGCCGCUGUCCUCCACCCCCGUCAGCCCCAUCGAGCUGGACGCCAAGAAAAGCCCCCUGGCGCUGCUGGCCCAGACCUGCUCGCAGAUCGGCAAACCGGACCCGCCGCCGUCUUCCAAGCUCAACUCCGUAGCGGCGGCCGCCAACGGGCUGGGAGCGGAGAAAGAUCCCGGCCGCCCUGCCACCGGCGCCGCCUCGGCCGCCGCGGCCCUCAAGCAGCUGGGGGACUCCCCGGCCGAGGACAAGUCCAGCUUCAAGCCCUACUCCAAGGGCUCCGGCGGCGGCGACUCCCGCAAAGACGGCGGCUCCUCCUCCGUGUCGUCCACCUCCUCCUCGUCUUCCUCGUCCCCGGGAGACAAGGCGGGCUUCAGGGUCCCCAGCGCCGCCUGCCCGCCCUUUCCCCCGCAUGGAGCGCCGGCCUCCGCGCCCUCGUCCUCAUCCUCGCCCGGCGGCUCCCGGGGCGGCUCCCCGCACCACCCUGACUGCAAGACCGGCGGCGGCGGGGAGCUGGACAAGAAAGACCCAGAGCCCAAGCCCAGCCCCGAGCCGGCGGCGAUGAGCCGUGGCGGCGGCGGAGAGCCCGGCGCUCACGGUGGCGCCGAGGCCGGGGCCUCCGGGCGCAAGUCAGAGCCGCCCUCGGCGUUGGUGGGGGCCGGCCACGUGGCGCCAGUGUCACCCUACAAGCCCGGCCACUCGGUGUUCCCACUGCCACCCUCCAGCAUCGGCUACCACGGCUCCAUCGUGGGCGCCUACGCCGGCUACCCGUCUCAGUUCGUGCCUGGCCUGGAUCCUAGCAAGUCGGGCCUCGUGGGAGGCCAGCUGUCGGGGGGCCUGGGCUUGCCACCUGGCAAGCCCCCCAGCUCCAGUCCCCUCACCGGGGCCUCCCCCCCCUCCUUCCUGCAGGGAUUAUGCCGCGACCCCUACUGCCUGGGAGGUUACCACAGCGCCUCACACCUCGCCGGCUCCAGCUGCUCCACUUGCAGCGCGCACGACCCGGCCGGGCCCAGCCUAAAGGCCGGGGGCUACCCAUUGGUGUACCCCGGGCACCCGCUGCAGCCCGCCGCGCUCUCGUCCAGCGCCGCCCAAGCCGCGCUCCCGGGCCACCCGCUCUACACCUAUGGCUUCAUGCUGCAGAACGAACCGCUGCCACACAGCUGCAACUGGGUGGCGGCCAGCGGGCCGUGCGACAAGCGCUUCGCCACCUCGGAGGAGCUGCUCAGCCACCUACGGACUCACACGGCCCUGCCCGGCGCCGAGAAACUUCUGGCUGCUUACCCCGGGGCCUCCGGCCUGGGCAGCGCCGCCGCCGCCGCCGCGGCCGCCGCCUCCUGCCAUCUGCACCUCCCCGCGCCCGCCGCCCCCGGAAGCCCCGGGGCGCUGUCUUUGCGGAGUCCACACACUUUGGGGCUAAGCCGAUACCACCCCUACGGCAAGAGCCACUUAUCCACAGCCGGGGGCCUGGCCGUGCCGUCCCUCCCCACAGCCGGACCCUACUACUCGCCAUAUGCGCUGUACGGACAGAGAUUGGCCUCAGCGUCCGCGCUCGGAUACCAGUAACUACAGCUCUUCCUCCCACUCCCCACUCCCCCAACCCCUCCAUCUCCUCGUGCCUCCCUCCUCCCUUCCCCGCAAUCGCCGUCGCCGCUGCAGCCUCCACUACUGCUUCUCCCUCCCGGGCUUCCUGCUCCCAGAUCCUCCCCACCGGACUAUGUAUUUAUUUACUAUAAUGUUAGCUUACAAGCUGGGAAUAUAAGUGCAUUAACGGCCCACAUGAGUCAAUGGUAUGCAAAAAGUCUGUGUGUCCCCCCCCCCAAAUAAUAUUAAUCCCCCGAAUAACUACAUGAUCCCCCCCCCCGCUCUUUUUCUUAGGUAUAAGUUGUAAUUGCUUUUUUUUUUUUUCUUUGUUUCUUUUUUUUGAUCGGUUUGGUUUUAGGGGGAGGAGGGAGAAUUGGGGUUCUUGGGUUCUUCUAUUCGUUUUUGUUUUCCCUUCCGGGAAGUUUCUUGCAUGAGUCUCAACCUGUGAAAACUACAUUUCCCCCUUUCUCUAGUCCCCUUUCCCCUGCAUUCCCUCUUGUUUCCUUCCAUUCGAGGUUCUGUUUUUCCUUUGUACAAGUAACAGCGAGGAGAUUUUUUUUGUACCACAUUUGGGGAGAGAGGAAGGGCUCCAUCCGUGGCUGGAGGUCUCCCGUCCUCUGGACCAGGAGUCCUGCCUGCUGCCAUCUCCUCUGGUACAUUACCAGCCCACACUGGUGGGGUCAGUCCUUGGUCUGGGCUGUGUCCCCCAAAUUAGAGCCUUGCUGCCCCACCUUGCUCUGAGCACGAGAGAGCCUUGACCCCACCAGCAGGCUCCACAGAUAGAGGGGCCCAAAUGGCUUCAAAAGAGCCUUUCCGUCCACAUCUACCCUCCCCAUCCCCAAACACCCAGUGGUCACACUGCCGGCUGGUGGGGGGGGGGGGGCUUGUAGGGUCCAGUGUGUUCAAUUGAAACCCCAAGAAGACCCUGCUGGCGUGGAACUUUGCUCUUUAUAUUUUGCAAAGUGCUUUAUAGUUGUCGUUUUCUCUCCAUUUUGGGGGCGGUAGGGGCAGGGUCAGUGAUUCUUGCUAGAUCCCUCCAAAGCAGAUCAGUGGCCAUGUUAGGGGACAGUGCCACUUCGUUUGCUCCUUUAGGGGAAGCUGGGGGAGUCGGGGAACACACGGAUCACAGCAGCCCCCUCACCCCCUCCCAGGCCUGACCCCAACAGUGUCCCCAAAGUUGGCCAUGGGCUCCCUCAGUGACUGGGAUGGGAGCCCCUGGGUCUUCUCCCCUCACCUUCCCUCACUCCCAGUCUUAUGCAGUGCCGGGGGCUGUGGGGCCUGUUGGGGACGACUAGAGCUCACCCUUGGUAAGACUUAUUUUGUUAAUAAAUGGAAUACUUGGCUAUAUUCA